CAAGGUUUUGCGACUUGCCGUAAAUGAGUGAAAACCGGAGCAGGGACAAACAGGAUGGUUUUCGAGAAGAAGGGUUCUGUGCGUGUGGCAGAGGCAGGCCAGAGGCGGGUCCUUGAUGACGCCACCAGACUGCGGCGUCUGUCCCGCCAGCUGGAGGCGCUGGAGAAGGACAACUUCCAGGAUGACCCUCUGACAUCACUUCCUCCCGCAGGCCCUGCCGCACGCCUUCCCUCUUUCGGAGAGGGGGAGGAGCCUGGUAAGAAGAGGAGGAAGACGAGAGGAGAUCACUUCAAACAACGUUUCAGGAAGAACUUCCAGACUCUGCUGGAGGAGGAGAACCAGAGCGAGAGGGAAGAGCCUAACUAUGUGUCAGCCUCAGCUCCGCCCCCCUCCCUCCCCCCCCGCUGUUUCUGCUCCGUGUGUGGCUUCCCCUCCCACUACACCUGCUGCUCCUGCGGGGGGCGCUACUGCAGCACACGCUGCCUCCACACACAUAGAGAGACCAGGUGUCUGAAGUGGACCCUGUAGAAGCACAAUCAGACUGGUCAUCAUGGUCACCAGUUAUGGUUCUAUGGAGAAUUCUACAGGAUGGAGGAGAGAGAGAGAAGUUGGACAUUGUCACAAUUUGAGUUCUUUGUAAAUAAAACAGUUUCUAUAAUA
Hypomesus transpacificus is the source of this 660-nucleotide messenger RNA. RefSeq names its product zinc finger HIT domain-containing protein 1-like. Gene Ontology annotation, biological process: chromatin remodeling. NCBI's taxonomy places the organism in Eukaryota, Metazoa, Chordata, Actinopteri, Osmeriformes, Osmeridae. The transcript has 5 exons. The record is from RefSeq and is a predicted model, not a curated record. Gene Ontology annotation, molecular function: nucleosome binding. Gene Ontology annotation, cellular component: Swr1 complex. Bases 55 to 528 code for a protein of 157 amino acids.